AGCGCAUAGUAAGAAUUCGAGUAUAAAGGAAGAUUUUUGAUGUUCGGCGCUAGAAUGUAGUUGUCGCUGGUGGUUCCAGUGAAGCUACUACAUCAGUGUUACUUGAAAAAUGAGCAAUCGCCCGGAAGUAGUACGAGGCUUUACUAGGAUGCCAUCUUUGUGGAGUAAGUCGCUCCUGUAAGUAGUUCUACCUGUUUCGAUAUCUUCUCAGACGUUGAUCAUAAUGCCCGCUUUGUACGGAGCCGCGACCGAGGACCUGUUGGCGCAUGUGGCGCACAAAAACACGUUUCGGGCGGAAACCUACGUGGACUAUUCCACCUGUCCUGGCUAUGUUGGAACCGUUUUCAGGUGGGGGCAGUCGGCAAAUGGAGAUCGAGCUAUGAGUUUGUAUAUGUAUUGCGUAUUAUAAACUCAAUUACAAUACCGGGUUUUCACAGGAUCACAAUGUUUCAGAAGGAACCUCCGCUAGAAAUUCUGAAGGUAGCAACUGAUUGAACUCAUCACUCUGUCAUCCGCUAUAUCUAUUUAUGUGGCGAUGAAGACGCCUUCCCUUCGGCAAUGAGCGGCCUAUCCCCGUCGUUCUUGUCUGUUCCCCAUUUGACACAACCAUACCGGCGCCAAGUUCUUUCACAAACCGAACAAGGAAGACCGUUCUGUUUUCGUGAAAGCCGAGGAGAAGGUGGAAAAAGGAGCAGAAGCGCUGCGUUCCGGAUUCGGAAAAUUCUACAUCCAGACCAUGCCUAGUAUGUUUUACCGCAAGAAAAGACGGUCUCGGUCUCAUGAUACUAUGAUUGUGAAAGUCCUCCUCGCUGACUGUAGCUUCGUUUUCUGUCAUGUUUGGCAUGAACCUAAGGCAGAGUAUUUGCCACGUGUUUUAAUCAUUUCUUGCUCAUGACGCAUCUUUACGGUUUUUUUCGCUUGCCUAGUUAAGAACUUCAUGCAGAGCAACAAGUUUGUGUUUGUCUUGCUAAGUGUCCGUUGUAAACAAAGGUUUGAGCAGCAGACCGAGAUCGGUUUUUCCUUAGGAUAUUUUUCAGUCAGCCUGCACCAUUCUUGGCGGGCUUGUGCUCGGGUCCGGCGUACUUCAAGUCAGCGAGGGUGUGGCAAGGUAUCUGGAGCGCAAGGCUGACGCGGGACGGCGAAGGUGGAGCGGCGAUACGAACAGAAAGCCAAUUCUAUGAAAGUGCACAAGAAUUGUUCUCCCUUGUUCUCAUUUCUCAUGUGAGACACCAAGUUUAGGACCAGAUCCAGAUCUAGUUGCUCCUGUUUUCUUACGACCCUUUUCUUGCCGCUAGUAUGCAUGACAAAUUCCAGAAGCCGUCGAAACUGUGCUACUUCGUGGCACAGGAAAAACUUGUCAUGCACGGUCUCCAUGAUAGCGGGGGUGAGUUUGUACUGCAAUUGAGGAGGAGGGGAAGUUUUGCACGGUCAUAAAUUCCAAAGGGGCGCUACAAUUGAGGUGACGCGAGUCCUCGGCGGAGCAUUUUAGUUAUUCCGGAUUUGAAGUACUGAGACUAACUUGCUCUUCGUUUUCCUCCGGCCACCGAGGAAGGAUUUUGGGUUCUCAGGAUCUUUUGACCAGGUGACCACGUAAGUAGUGCAACUGGGCGCUUGUUACCUACACAUAAUACAUUCCGCACCAGUGCUUUGUACCGAAGUGAUCAGUACGUCUACGUUUUUACUAGCACGACGCUUGUUGUGUGGAAGCGAAAUUGGUUCUUGCCGCUCAUAUUGAAGCGAGCGCAACGCCAC
Amoebophrya sp. A120 is the source of this 1752-nucleotide messenger RNA. Lineage: Eukaryota; Dinophyceae; Syndiniales; Amoebophryaceae. The record is from the annotation of a GenBank genome assembly.